Messenger RNA from Naegleria fowleri, 2334 nucleotides. RefSeq lists its product as uncharacterized. Gene Ontology annotation, molecular function: protein binding. The coding region runs from base 1 to 2334 and encodes 777 amino acids. The transcript has a single exon. The record is from RefSeq and is a predicted model, not a curated record. NCBI's taxonomy places the organism in Eukaryota, Heterolobosea, Eutetramitea, Acrasida, Naegleriidae.
AUGGUACGAUCUCGUGGUGGAAGAUAUUCUCUAACUUGGAGACCUCGCAUCUAUGAGCAUCCGAAUAAUUUUCAAAAAUUUAAUCGAUGGAUUGAAAGAAAUGAUCAAUCAAAACAUUUUGAUUUACUCUCAAGAUAUGUGCCUUACAGUUAUUGUUCUCGACUUGCAAGAUUGUGGAUUUUGAAAGAUAUAAAAAACACGACCGACCCGGAAAAACCGAUAAAACAUAUUCAAAGUGAUCCGAAUGGACAGAACGCAACGGAAUGGCCAGAAGAGGGCUCUCAAAAACUACGAGAACUUCCUAUGGAUGCAAAAGCCUACAUUAUUUGCUUUGUAUCUACCAAGAGCAUGGUUACAAAAUCUUACAAUAUUUAUUCAUCCAUUUUGGAUCCCAAACAACUGGAAGUCAUCGAUCCAUGGUGGCUCAGUUAUUUUAAACAUCGUAUCAUUUGUCAAGAUGUCAAACAAGUUUUAGAAAAUAUUAUUGCCACACGAAUUUCAAGUGAAGGAUUGGAUCUUUCAGAUUUCGUGACUUUCAACAAGCAUUUCAUGAUAUUAAGCUUGAUAGGAGCACAUCAAGAAUUAAUGACUCUUGGAAGUAUUGAAAAAGGAUUUAUUUCUUACGAAUCAGUGGCCAGUGCAUUAAAAGAAGCAGACACAACAGCCAUUGAAUAUGCCUCUUCCUUUCAAAGUGAUGAAGAAUAUGAAGAAGAAUAUGAAGAAUCCUCAGAAAACAAGCUCAAUGAAGAUGAGUUGAUGUUUGAUAUUUUACAAUGUGAGAAUCGUGAAUUUGAAAAAGAGUUUGUCACUUUGACCACUCAUUUUGAAAUCGGAACUGUUGAAAAGCCUAUUUUAAGAAAACAUGAAAAUCGUAUCCAUGCAAAUAUCACCAAGAUGUUAUCGAUAUUUCGCAACACAAUCGACCUGUAUAGAAAUGUUUAUUCUCCUAAUUAUUUUGGAGAUGUAUUUCAAAGACAUCAUCAUCGAGAGAAUCAUUUUAUUCACACGUUAAUUGUUCCCUUAACAGGUCACAACAUACAAUUCGUUGAAAUUCUGUUACAAGAUUUGAAAGGUCUAAAGAAUUUGACAUUAUUGGUGUACUAUCCAAGAAGUAUUCACACAAUUUUCGCACAAUUAUGGGAACAGAAAUGCCGUUUGCCAAACAUUGAAACUUUGAAAAUUGUUAAUCUUAAUAGAGGCUACAUCAGUCAUGAUGGUUUAGAGAAAAUGCUCCUUGUGUGUGAAAGAUUAAGAAAGCUAUAUAUUGAGGGUUUUGAUACCUCUCGCUUCACUAUUCUAAAACAACCAGAGCGCGCCUUUGAACUACAUAUUGACAACAUCAACGCUUCUUCAUUGGAGAGGAUGAUGCAAACAUAUGCUAAUAUUGAACCUUGUCAGGUCGAUGGAUCCAGUUUGUUGAGAGCAAUAUUUAUUGAAAGUGAAAGAUCAUUAUUGGAAAAGAAAGAUAUGUUACACGUUGUUUUGAAGAGACAUUCAUUGGAACACUUUAAUUGGGCCCUAAAUAAUGAUAUACAAACAAAUUCCACCUAUUUACCACUUGUACAAUAUGCUCUCUACCUGAAUAAUCGAUAUUCGAAUUGUAGCUUUGGAAAGCUAUGUCCGUCAGAUUUUGCAUUGUCUUGUAUUCAAUACGGGCAUGAUAUUAUGAACAAUAUAUUUGAUACCAUUCCACUGUUACCUUCGGAGCUUGCAGAACAAGUUAUUAAUAUUUUUCUCAAAGAGAGAUUAAUGACUGGACAACUUAUCCUCACAGUCGAAAAAUUUAGAGAAUUGCUGUUAAAUAUUCUUGGAAACUUGAUGAUUGGAACAUUUCUACCUGCAUUUUCUUCCUUAAGAGGAUUUGUGAAAGACAUUGAUCAGUUAUUCAAGAACUUUGAGGUCAAAAAAUAUCAUCGUAUUCAACAAUUUAAUUUAUUUCAUCACCUAUUGUUUUUGCAAAUGCCAACCUUUGUCGUUGAUUAUUUAAUGGAUUAUAUACUACCUGAAGAUUUAUUGGAAAUUACAUCAGUUCCAGUGUUGCUGUUGGCUAUGACUUCGACAAGUAUUUCUGAUGAGUGCAUUGUGAAAAUGAUCAAGAAGCAACCACUUAUACUGAACCAAAAAGCGAAAGGAAGUAAUCUCACUGCAUUGCAUUUGGCGUGUAGCGAUUGCAAGAGAUGGAAUUUGAUCCCGCUUUUGGUUAAUGAAUAUCAUGAAGAUAUCAAUGCUAAAGAUGCCAAUGGCAACACACCUUAUGAUUAUGCACGAUCUCAAUGUGACGGCUUUGAAACAGUCAUACCUGCUUGUCUGAAAGCAGAGCAGCCAAUCCAAUAA